Pteronotus mesoamericanus is the source of this 2789-nucleotide messenger RNA. It is a transcript of the gene VHL, whose product is annotated as von Hippel-Lindau tumor suppressor. The transcript has 3 exons. Gene Ontology annotation, cellular component: nucleus; VCB complex. Gene Ontology annotation, biological process: protein ubiquitination. Bases 166 to 675 code for a protein of 169 amino acids. The record is from RefSeq and is a predicted model, not a curated record. Lineage: Eukaryota; Metazoa; Chordata; Mammalia; Chiroptera; Mormoopidae.
AGUGAAUCACCAGGCGCCGAGUCCCGGGUUGCCUGGGCUCCCAGAGGUAAUGCCCUGGAAGGCUGGGAACCUGUGGGAGGCCGAGGCGCGCGCAGAGGAGUACGGCCGGUAGGAGUACAGCCGGGAAGAGUCCGAUCAGGGGUAGGCGGACGCCGUGCAGGAUAGAUGGAGGCGGGGAGGCUACGGCCGGUGCUGCGCUCGGUGAAUUCGCGGGAGCCGUCCCAGGUCAUCUUCUGCAACCGCAGCCCGCGCGUCGUGCUUCCCGUGUGGCUCAACUUCGAUGGCGAGCCGCAGCCCUAUCCCACGCUGCCGCCAGGCACCGGCCGUCGCAUCCACAGCUACCGAGGUCACCUUUGGCUCUUCCGAGAUGCCGGGACAUAUGAUGGGCUCCUGGUUAACCAAACGGAACUAUUUGUGCCGUCUCUCAAUGUGGAUGGACAGCCUAUUUUUGCCAACAUCACACUACCAGUGUAUACCCUAAAAGAGCGAUGCCUUCAGGUUGUCCGAAGCCUAGUCAAGCCUGAGGAUUACAGGAGACUGGACAUUGUGAGGUCACUCUAUGAAGAUCUGGAAGACCACCCAAAUGUGAGAAAAGACCUGGAGCGGCUGACACAGGAGCAUAUUAAAAACCAACGGAUGGCUGAGGAGAGUGAAGAUUUUAAUUUGCCCUUCUGAGUCCUCGCUUUUGAUGGAACUGACUAGUCUUCAUCUAGAUAUAGGACUGGACACUUAUUCUUGGUUUCAAGGUGUCUCAUUCUUGGAGUCAAAAAAGGAUCCACUGCUCAAGAGAACGUUAACUGACUUCACUGGGUAUUGUGAUGAUCAGGAGCAAAUAUGACAAAAUGUAACGCCUGCCCUCUUUAGAAGUGAUUAUAAAGGGAAAGCAGUUGUAUUUUUGUCUCUUAGUAGGUCAGGAAAGUUUCUGUGUAAGAACUUUUGUGUAAGUAAUGCAAUGAGAAUUGCAGCAUAUUGUUUGAUUGUAAGAAAGCAGUGGCAUCUGCUUUUAAUUGCUGUAUUGUGGUUGGUGAUGUGUCUGCCUCCCACCUGAGAAGACAGAUGCCCUUGAGGCAGGGACAGAUAUGUCUCCUCUUUGAGACCCCAGUGCCUCUCACAUUAUGAGCCUUCAUCAGUGUUUGUUAAAUGAACAAAGCAGUGGAUACUUUGGCGUAGGAAGUAUUUGGAGGGUUUGCCCUUAUUUUUGCAGGGGGUUGGGAAAUAGGGGACCUUAAAGUGUGUAGAGCAAAUAAAUGUGUUAAAAGGAAUCAUUUUGUGCUCGCUUAAGCAGCACAUAUACUACAAUAUGAGUGAUACGGAGAAGAUCAGCAUGGCCCCUGCGCAAGGAUGACAUGUGGGUGGGCGAAGCGGGCGGGAUUCUGCGCGGCGCCCCCAUGGGUGUCCUCACGCCCUGUGCCUGGCUUGGAAGGGAUGUGAGUCAAAGCGCAGGGUGUGGUGCUCAGUAGCAAAAUUGUGACUUUUUACUGUACAAAUAUUCAUGUAAGGCAAUCUGUGAAAUGAAGACAAAACUGAGUUAUACCUGGGGUAUUUGUGCUAAUAUGUUAAUUUGCAUUUCCUUCAUAAACAUUAAACAUUCUGAAAUUGACAUUUAAAAAAUGGGGGGGAUCAUUUUUCUAGAAAGUACUUUCUAUAAUUUUCUAAUUUUUGUACUUUUCACUAUUGUUACAGUGCUGUUUUAUUUCUGUUUCUAAACCAGGAUUAAAUUUGUACAGUUACUGUGAUGAUAGCUUUUUUGGAAAGUUGACAUCUGCACAGAAAAUAGAAGAAAAGAGCUGUCCUCUUGUGUACCUCUAGUAUUAAGGAGAGACUACUGUACUGUGAAGUAGGUUUUUGCCAAGUGUGGUUAUUUCUGUUUCUUUUUGUACAUCCAUGACAUUUCUGUUUGGUUCAGUGUUUUUCACCAGGCAGGAUUUGGUGACACUUUGUUCCUGGCUGGAGGAGAGGCUGAAUCCCUCUAUAAGCUCUAGGAAGUUCUUGCUCACACACAGUGGAUUCAGAGAGUAGCCUGUACUGUUAUACAGUUUUAUGGAUGUAGAGACACUUUUAUAUGCGAGACUUAAAUCCAGUACUCCUAUCAGGCUUCCUUUUUGGUAAUAGUUAAAAAACAUUAGUAGAGAAAAUUUUGGAAAAGACAGAAAAGUAAAAGAAAGAAAAAGAUCACUGUAGAUACACUACUUAAACAUAAUCACUAACUUAACAUUUUGAAUUUUCAACCCUGUUUAGGGUUACUUUUGGUUGGUUGGUUUUUACAUAGUUGAGGUUAUACUGUACAGUUUUGUAUUCUUUCUCAUUUAACUUUACAACUUAAGUAUCUUUUCAUGGCAUCUUUAUAAGCUCUUCAUAAACAUUCACACAAUCUUUCUUCUGUAAAUAAUGUUGGGAUAUUUCUUGGCAUCUUUAGUCCCCUCUUCCAACAUUCAGCAAAAUAGUUGGCCUUUUCUUUUUUUAAAGCACAUGUUAAUAUUCAUUCAGUGGUAAACCUCUAAGUAUCUAAUUUUUUGUGUCGAAAUGUUGGGUAGGGAAGAAGAAAUGCCAGUGCAGCUGUCUUGAGUUCUGGAGUGGGAUAGGAAGGGGAUUGUGGAAGUCUGCUGGUGCUGGAUUAGUUCAGUGUUGGUUUUAUUCUAUUUUUAAUCUGUCUUUGUGUCAAAAUGAGAUUUCAUGUUCCUCUUGUUAAAACAUGCAGUUUGAGCACUGUUUUUUGUGUUGUCCAAGGAGGAUUGAAAACCUGUAGCAUGAACUAAUAUAUGUUUUUCACUUGAAGUCUUAUGAAUGUA